Helicoverpa armigera (cotton bollworm) is the source of this 1712-nucleotide messenger RNA. RefSeq names its product probable palmitoyltransferase ZDHHC24. Bases 323 to 1171 code for a protein of 282 amino acids. The transcript has 2 exons. NCBI's taxonomy places the organism in Eukaryota, Metazoa, Arthropoda, Insecta, Lepidoptera, Noctuidae. Gene Ontology annotation, molecular function: palmitoyltransferase activity. The record is from RefSeq and is a predicted model, not a curated record.
GUGACAUUUGACAAUUAUACAAUAACACAAGCUAAAACACUACACAUACUUUAUUUUUAGUUCUUAAAUGAGAAAUUCUUUGUAUAGUUAUGUUUAAAUGGAACUAGAAUGAAGAUUUAUAAAAUUCAUGACCUUGUAUAUAUUGAUUUCACAAAAGCUUUCCACUAGCAGCCACAGAACAAGUUUAUGUUGGCGGUUAUAGAUUACCCAGUCGAAGGUUGGAUAGAAGGUGUUGAGAUGAUUGCAGUCAAAGCUAGUUUGCAGACUAGUUAGAGGAUACGUCAGACAACAUUCAUCAAUCAGGCAAAAACAGUCUCACAAAAUGUUAAUGAAACUAGAGAACAUAAAAAACAAGGAAUUGAAGAGGUUUCUAGAACAUGCAUUUUAUAUUGCAAUCACAUUGAUUCUGAUACCUGCGUUCCUCUAUUUUGAAAUAUGUAUAGUAUUGCCUACAGUAGUGGAACAGUGGAGCUUAGCCUUCUUUUGUCAUCUGGGCUGUGCAAGCUUCUUGCUACUAAAUAUAAUGGGUAAUAUGAUUUAUGGAAUGUUUACUAACACUACAAUAAAAGGAAGAAACCUUGAAGGCUUUAACAAGGAUGAAUGGACUUUAUGUAGUGUGUGUGAAUGUUUAAGACCACCUCGUGCCUGGCAUUGUAACACAUGUGAUAUCUGUAUUCUAAAAAGGGACCAUCAUUGUACAUUUUUUGCAUGUUGUGUAGGGUACUUCAACCAUAGAUAUUUUAUGAUGUUCACGUUUUACAUUUUUGUAGCAAUGGUAUAUUCUUUUUAUUUUAAUGUUAAGUUUGUAUCUGUAUUCAUCACCUGGAACCAUGGGCUUAUCUUGGUAAAGUUUAUUUGUCCACUGGCCAGCAUUGUGAUUGACUUUGGUGAUGAGAGCCUCUAUGUGUUCUUAGUCGUCAUUAAUGUAUUAGUGGGACUCUUCACUGGGUUCUUGUUCAUAUACCAUUUUAAUAACAUCCUUAAAGGUAGACUAGUUCCUGAAACAAAAAACUACACUAAAGAUUUUAUUCAUAACAAAGGCUGGAAACUUAAUAUGAUAGAAGUUUUUGGUUCCCGGUGGUACUUAACUUGGAUUUCACCUUUUAUAAUUAGUAAAUUACCAGGUAAUGGUAUUGAAUGGCCUGUAGAUGAUAAGUGUAAAUUGUAUUAGUGAUCUAAAUAUUAAUUUACUUGUUAACUAUUUACAACAGUCCUUAUACUAACUUUACUAAUGAUGAACAGCUAUGUUGAGUCAUAAAAAUGCAUUUAUUUCUACAACAACCAAGACAAACUACUAAAUAGUUGAGAGUGCUUUAUUUUUCUAUAAAAAAAUUACAGUUGCAUGUCUUAUUUGGUCCCAUACUUACUGUGUUCGUUAUUAUUAUGUAUUGCCAUAAUAGAUAGGAUAUGAUAUACUUUGUAAAAAAUAUACCUCAAUGUUCAUAUGUGUACAAGUGAUAUAAAUGCCUUACUUAAUAUAAUGUAAAAUAUUUAAUUAUACACCUAGGUAAAAUGUAAAACAUGACAAAAAAAACGCACAAAUUGAAUUAUUUUUAUGUGGAAAUAAUGAUUUUAUUUGUACUUAUUUUAGUAAUGUACUUAAUGUUAACUUAAAUCAAACAUAAUGUGAAAAGGCAUUUAAAACACUAUUAAUUUGUAUAAUAUGUUUAUUCACCUGUGUAAAAUGUUGCAGUAAAGUUUUUACACUUUUA